Naegleria fowleri is the source of this 1233-nucleotide messenger RNA. RefSeq lists its product as uncharacterized. The transcript has a single exon. Lineage: Eukaryota; Heterolobosea; Eutetramitea; Acrasida; Naegleriidae. Gene Ontology annotation, cellular component: membrane. Gene Ontology annotation, molecular function: serine-type endopeptidase activity. Bases 1 to 1233 code for a protein of 410 amino acids. The record is from RefSeq and is a predicted model, not a curated record.
AUGUUGAAACUCGUUUCUUCUUCUUCUUCAUUUAGUGGUAUCAGCUUUUCGAGAAGAGGAGGAAUUCUUUUUCAUGGCACAACAACAAGCACCACUAACACUCCAUCCAUGUUGAAAGUGGUGGUGAUGAGAACGAUUGCUGAUCCACCGAUGAUGGACCGUCGUCGGUUGUUGGAUUUUGGAAUUAAUCAUCAAUUUUCAUUCUUCUCUCGGAUGAAUGAUCUUUAUCAUCAUGAUAGGAAGAAGAUGAUUUAUCAAUCAAAAUCCAAUAGGAUGAUGAGUUCGUUGAAUUUGAUGAAGGGAGUAAGCCUUGAUCAACCCGAGUCAAGCCACCACCAUCAUCAUCAUCAUCUUUUAUUAAAUUCUAGUUAUGAACAUCCUCUCGGAGGAAUCAUUGGUAGUCUCUAUCAAGCCUCUUCAAAUGUAUUAUGGAACAUGAAAAAACAGUUAUUCAAAUCUAAAUUCUUCAAGAAUUCAAGAACGAUUCUAAUACCACAUAAACUUGAGAUGAGUUGGGAAGAAUUGAAAAGAAAGAUUUCAAAUGUAUUUGGAGGUCAUCGAUAUUCCUAUUACGAAUACAGUAGCUAUGGAAGUGGAGGAGAAGGAAGUGGAUUCCGAUUUACGAAUAUUCAAAAAAUCAUUGCUUUGAAUGUGGCUGUGUUUGUCUUGGCUAAUUUAUUCCUCACACGACAAGACAUUCUUGCUAAUUUGGGAGUUUCAUUGGACAAUAUCAAACAUGGCAAAAUUUACACCAUGUUCACAAGCAUGUUUACACAUAUUGAUUUAAUUCAUAUAUUCAUGAACAUGUAUGCAUUGAGUCAAUUAGGAAAAAUGAUGCCCAUGACUAGAAGAUUAUUGUGGCCAGCUUAUAUUUUCUGUGGUCUAGUGGCGUCUUCUGUUUAUUUACUUGAUAAAUGGAUUGGAAGUACUGCACUUCAUCGACCCCAUGAAUACUAUACCACUGGUAUUGGAGCCAGCGGAGCCAUAUUUGGUUUGUUAGCGUUUGUGACACAAGUACAUCCCUUCAUUCCAGUAGGCAUCUUCUUUUUACCCAUCCAAUUUAAAUUAAGGAAUUUCUUUUAUGGUGUCAUUGCCAUUGAGUGCUAUCGUUGGUACACGAACAGAGAUUCAUCCGUGAGUGCGAGUGGCCACUUGGGAGGAGCUUUGGGAGGAUACUUGUUCUACCUGAUGAAUCGUAAGAGACUUCUUUUUAAAAGGGUUAAAUGUUUGUAG